AUGGUCAUUUCCCCGCAGAACUACUUCCUACAGAACCCCGUUCGCCAGACCGUUCAACAGGUCGAGGUCGACUAUGACCUCGAUACUGUGUUGAACAUCAAGAAGUUUGGGAGUCAAGAUGCUGUUUGCACAUAUGACAUGGCCAAUACGUUGGGAAACUUCAGCCAAUACAUCGGCGGCGACAUUAUUCUCCGCAAGUGGCCCUAUGACCCCUCCAACCCAUUUUUCGGUAUGAGCGAGGUAGAGACCAUUUGA
Messenger RNA from Exophiala aquamarina CBS 119918, 255 nucleotides. RefSeq lists its product as uncharacterized. The record is from RefSeq and is a predicted model, not a curated record. Gene Ontology annotation, biological process: amine metabolic process. The transcript has 2 exons. Bases 1 to 255 code for a protein of 84 amino acids. Lineage: Eukaryota; Fungi; Ascomycota; Eurotiomycetes; Chaetothyriales; Herpotrichiellaceae. Gene Ontology annotation, molecular function: primary methylamine oxidase activity; copper ion binding; quinone binding.